This is a messenger RNA of Ailuropoda melanoleuca (giant panda), 829 nucleotides long. It is a transcript of the gene YWHAB, whose product is annotated as tyrosine 3-monooxygenase/tryptophan 5-monooxygenase activation protein beta. The record is from RefSeq and is a predicted model, not a curated record. Bases 31 to 765 code for a protein of 244 amino acids. NCBI's taxonomy places the organism in Eukaryota, Metazoa, Chordata, Mammalia, Carnivora, Ursidae. The transcript has 5 exons.
UCUCUCUCGCUCCGGUUGUAGGGAACGACCAUGGAUAAAAGUGAGCUGGUUCAGAAAGCCAAACUUGCCGAGCAGGCCGAGCGCUACGACGACAUGGCCGCGGCCAUGAAGGCCGUCACGGAGCAGGGGCACGAGCUCUCCAACGAGGAGAGGAAUCUGCUCUCGGUCGCCUACAAGAACGUGGUGGGCGCCCGCCGCUCCUCCUGGCGCGUCAUCUCCAGCAUCGAGCAGAAAACAGAGAGGAAUGAGAAGAAGCAGCAGAUGGGCAAAGAGUACCGGGAGAAGAUCGAGGCCGAGCUGCAGGACAUCUGCAAUGAUGUUCUGGAGCUGUUGGACAAAUACCUUAUUCCCAAUGCUACACAACCAGAAAGCAAGGUGUUCUACUUGAAAAUGAAAGGAGAUUAUUUUAGAUAUCUUUCUGAGGUGGCAUCUGGAGAUAAUAAGCAAACCACUGUGUCGAACUCCCAGCAGGCUUACCAGGAAGCAUUUGAAAUUAGUAAGAAAGAAAUGCAGCCUACACACCCAAUUCGACUUGGCCUGGCACUGAACUUCUCAGUCUUCUACUAUGAGAUUCUAAACUCUCCUGAAAAGGCUUGUAGCCUGGCAAAAACGGCAUUCGAUGAGGCCAUUGCUGAAUUGGAUACACUGAAUGAAGAGUCUUACAAAGACAGCACCCUGAUCAUGCAGUUGCUUAGGGACAAUCUCACUCUGUGGACGUCGGAAAACCAGGGAGAUGAAGGAGAUGCUGGGGAGGGAGAGAACUAAUGUCUGUUGUGCUUCGUGAUCUGUUCAGUGUCACUCUGUACCCUCCACAUANUAUCCCUUUGUG